Dendroctonus ponderosae (mountain pine beetle) is the source of this 2717-nucleotide messenger RNA. RefSeq names its product F-box/WD repeat-containing protein 7. Gene Ontology annotation, molecular function: ubiquitin binding. The record is from RefSeq and is a predicted model, not a curated record. The coding region runs from base 215 to 2197 and encodes 660 amino acids. Gene Ontology annotation, cellular component: cytoplasm; nucleus. Gene Ontology annotation, biological process: ubiquitin recycling; proteasome-mediated ubiquitin-dependent protein catabolic process. The transcript has 10 exons. Lineage: Eukaryota; Metazoa; Arthropoda; Insecta; Coleoptera; Curculionidae.
AACAGGACAAUGUGACAGUCCUGUCACAAGUAUUGUGAAUGUCAGGUCACUGUCAGGUACCGAAUGAAAAUUUUCCAAUGAAAAAACAGUUUAGUAAAAAGUGAAUUAUAUUAGUUUAGUAGCAUCGUUAUUCACCGAGCGACUGUAAACGUAGUGCAAUUUGUAGCAUGAUAAGUUCCCAUAAUCAGUGCGGCUCGAAGAAAACACGUUUAGAAUGGCAGAGGCAUGGCAACCGACAGACCACUCUUUUGAUAUUAUUUGCAGAUCAAAAGACCACCCCGAUAUCUCCAAACAAGACUGUGCUAGUCCUAGUCCAACCGAAUGUAUUAUAGAUUCCUGUUCAGAAAUUAUACCUGGCCCGUCAAACCAAGACGCAGCUGUGCCUAAAGAUUUACUGGUUAAUGGAAUCAUAGUUUUAACAGAUGAAAAUUCCGUCAGUGACACCAUUGAUCAGGAAGCUUCUAUUGAAGAAAAUGAUGUGCCUCAACCUGUAAAUAUUUGUGCCAGUUUUUGUUCAACGCCAAAAAGUUCACUAGUUAGAAGAAGCCCAGCAGAAAAGUCUGAUUACAUCGAAUGUGAUUUGAAAAAACGAAAACUGGACGUGAACGAUGCCCGUCCUAACAAAAGACCACUGGUACCUGAAGAAGAACACAACUGCUUAUCACCGAAUACUCAAAUGAUCCCAAGGGCAAGCACGCUUACUCCAAGUAAUCGCUGGCCGGUCAUUCCAACGAAAGACAAUCCACCAACAGAGAUGCCCAAUUGGUUGGGUCAGUUCACGCGCUGGUCUAAUGCGGAACGAAUCAUGGCCCUUACCGAACUGAUUGAUCGUUGUGUGCCGACUCAAGUGCGACACAUAAUGCAAGUGAUUGAGCCUCAAUUCCAAAGAGAUUUUAUUUCAUUGUUACCAAAAGAGUUAGCCUUAAAAGUGCUGUCGUUCUUGGAUCCGCCCGAUUUAUUGAAGGCGGCGCAAACUUGCCACAGCUGGAAGAUGUUGGCCGACGACAAUCUGCUGUGGAAGGAAAAAUGCCGGGAAGUGGGCGUUGAAGAUGUCCCAGCACGGCGCGUUAUCACCAGGGUUAUUAAAAUUAAAAUGUCGCCAUGGAAGGCUGCGUAUAUGCGCUUCCACGACAUUGAGAUGAAUUGGCGACACAGCCCAAUUAGAACGCCCAAAAUGUUGAAAGGUCAUGACGAUCAUGUGAUUACCUGUUUGCAAUUUUCCGGCAACAAAAUCGUCAGCGGAUCUGACGACAAUACGUUGAAAGUUUGGUCGGCGAUUAGUGGAAAGUUGAUGCGGACGUUAUCAGGCCAUACGGGGGGCGUGUGGUCAUCCCAAAUGUCCGGCAAUAUUGUAAUCAGCGGCAGCACUGAUAGAACCUUGAAGGUUUGGGACGCUGAAUCGGGCAUUUGUCAGCACACUUUAUUCGGCCACACAUCAACUGUUCGAUGUAUGCAUUUGCAUGGAAAUAAAGUGGUUAGCGGAUCGAGGGAUGCGACGUUGCGUGUAUGGAACAUUGAAACGGGAGAAUUCCUGCAUGUGCUGGUCGGUCAUCUGGCUGCAGUGCGAUGUGUGCAAUACGAUGGACGUCUGGUGGUGUCCGGUGCUUACGACUAUAUGGUGAAAGUGUGGAAACCUGAGACUGAAGAGUGCCUCCACACACUGCAGGGUCACACGAAUCGGGUCUAUUCGUUGCAGUUCGAUGGGGUGCACGUAGUGAGUGGAUCGUUGGACACCAGUAUUCGUGUUUGGGAUGUGGAAACUGGCACCUGCAAGCAUACAUUAAUGGGCCAUCAAUCACUUACCUCCGGAAUGGAACUGCAGAACAACAUCUUGGUUUCGGGAAAUGCCGAUUCCACUGUCAAAGUGUGGGACAUUCUGACUGGCCAAUGUUUGCAAACAUUAUCGGGCCCAAGUAAACACCAGUCAGCAGUGACCUGCUUGCAAUUCAAUAGCCGAUUUGUGAUCACUUCGUCAGAUGAUGGAACAGUGAAGCUUUGGGACCUGAGAACGGGAGAAUUCAUCCGCAAUUUGGUGACUUUGGAGAGUGGCGGAUCUGGUGGCGUCGUUUGGCGAAUUAGGGCGAACGAAACCAAACUGGUUUGCGCGGUUGGUAGCCGAAACGGGACCGAAGAGACCAAGCUGCUGGUUUUGGACUUUGACGUAGACAAUAAUUCCAAUUCGUUCAUCAUGAGAUAGGACCCGGAUCGGCAGUGUGGUGGCGCCGAUGACUAGUGGGUGCAGCAAUGUCUGAAGUUAAUUGUGAGCGAAUGGCUCGAAUGGAGAUAGUGGAAGGUUGCAAUGAUCACUAUCUGCUUGGCCCUUGAAGCAGUUUCACUAAGUGAGCUUUAAAAAUCUAGUCAGAAAAUUCACUAAUAUCCAAGGUUUCCUACCGAAGCCACCGCCUUUUGUUAUAAGAUGUUCCCUAUCUUCCUCAAACUGUUUUACUGCUAUGUUGUGUAAACCUCUAUCUAGUCUCCCGCUAGAACAUUUUCGGAACAUGCACUGAAUUGCUGCAGCUUUCACACUACGGCCAAAAUCCCACAGGUACAUUGUCAUCCGGAAUCGCUAGUGAAUUAACAAAACAUAAACUUAAACAAUUAUGUGCAAGUGUUAUCCUGAGAGUGAAUGCGUUAUUUUUGUAAGAAAAUCUCUCCUUAUAUUGGGACAUUUCUGAUUAAUGCUAAGUUCAAUAAAUGUUGACCCGCAUUUCAAGAGA